Messenger RNA from Stegodyphus dumicola, 725 nucleotides. RefSeq names its product acylphosphatase-2-like. Gene Ontology annotation, molecular function: acylphosphatase activity; nucleic acid binding; zinc ion binding. NCBI's taxonomy places the organism in Eukaryota, Metazoa, Arthropoda, Arachnida, Araneae, Eresidae. The record is from RefSeq and is a predicted model, not a curated record.
AAUUCACCCUCUUUCCGCCCACGUAAAGAGUCGCAUCUCAACGUUCUUCAUUAAGAAAACGAACGAAACAGACAGAAGAACCACUUCGAAAGAUCGACAACGUUGUUUUCGAACAUAAUUUCAUUAGAGGAUAAUCUGACCUUGUAACAGAGCACAAAAUGAGAGGUCGUGAAAUUAUUGUUUGGAGAUAUCCCAGCAGAAAUCAAGGAUAUUUAUCUUUGCCUGUACUAGUGCAAGUUGAUUUUGAAGUUUUCGGCGAUCUGCAAGGUGUGAAUUUCAUUCAGCACGCUAAAGAUUUAGCUGAUCGCCUAGGAGUACGUGGUUGGAUACGACUGACACGCUACGGAAGUGCAAUGGGACAAAUACAAGGAGAAAAAGACAGAGUUGAUGAAAUGGCUCUGUGGUUACGACACACUGGAUGCCCAAGAUGCAGAAUUGAUUUCGUUGACUAUCAAAACUGGCGAGUCACAGAUGGAUUUGAAUACCGAAAGUUUAAUGCACGAGUUUAAAUCCUUACCCUGAAGUAUAACCAGGCAGAAAGGCCAAGGUAUAAAAGACCAUCUAUACCUCAUUGGUCUUGGUAUACUGCUGUUAUAACAACAUGUUGGACGGAAAUUAAUAUUCAAAUACAAGACUGAUUCUAAUUUUGUAUUACAACAUCGCAUUACUGCAUAUAUCAUCUUUACUGAAAGAAAAUAAAUUAUAUUUAUGUGUUUUAAUAAAAA